Messenger RNA from Bacillus rossius redtenbacheri, 1930 nucleotides. RefSeq lists its product as uncharacterized. Bases 101 to 1345 code for a protein of 414 amino acids. The transcript has 2 exons. The record is from RefSeq and is a predicted model, not a curated record. NCBI's taxonomy places the organism in Eukaryota, Metazoa, Arthropoda, Insecta, Phasmatodea, Bacillidae.
AGCAGGGUUAUUUGGCGGCACACUCUCGUCAGACGAGUGGGAGCCUAGAGCCACACCGGUCUUGUGUUGGAACACCCGCCUUUCUGCCGAAUUCAGCGAGAUGACAUCUUCAAUGGAGAGCAACAUCUCUGCUCCCUGGAUGGACAGAGCUUGGAUCCAGGAAGUCCUGCGAGACGUGGAGAUCGAUCCAUCCUUGUCAGUCACCGACUGCCACGUGACAGAUGCCAGCAGCAAGGGCGACCACUAUCUCAGCGAGAUGCAAAGAAUCACUGUUCACAUACAACGAACCGGCAACAAAGCAGGCAAGAUGUUCUUGAUUGCAAAGAAGAUUCCGCCAGGAGAAGCAAUGCAGAAAAAACUCGCCGAGUCGUCUGCAUUUCCAAAUGAGAUGAAAGUAUUCAGCCAGAUUUUGCCAAAAUUUGAAGCCAUCCUGGAAAAGGCAGGACGGUUCAAACCAUUCGCAGCUAGGCACAUUUAUUCCCAAUGUGUUUUUCCAUAUUUCUUGAUAGUUAGCGACCUGGCCCCUGAAGGUUACAGGAUGGCAGCGAGACAACGAGGCUUGGAACUCGAUCACUGCUUGCUUGUCAUGAAGGCACUAGCAAGGUUCCAUGCUGCGUCAGUUGCACUGCAUGAAGACAACCCACAGCUUGUGGAAUCCUUCAAAGAAAAUAUAGUUUCAGAAAAAUCUGGAUCUGAUUUCAUACAGAGUUAUUCGCGUUCCUCAAUAGCAUCUCUCGCGAAGAUUGUCAGGCAGUGGCCAGAUGGCGGCGAGAGAAUGUCUACCAAGUUACAAAACGCAGCCGACACAGUCUUCCAAACACUUAAGCAACAACUUUCACCUGAAGGCAACCGCUUGAACGUGUUGAUACACGGCGACCUGUGGACCAACAACAUGCUGUUCAAGUACAACGACGUCACCGGCGGCGUGGAAGACAUCAGGCUGGUGGACUUCCAGCUGGCCAUGUACUCCUCCUGCGCCAUCGACCUGCAGUACUUCAUCCACACGAGUCCGAGAGACGAGGUGCGGGUCGCCCACACAGAGGACAUCCUCCGGGAAUACCACAGAGAGCUGAGCUCCACCCUGCAACUGCUGGGGCAGGCGGACAAGGCCGUCACCUUCCGGGAGCUGUUGGACGAGUACGAGAGGAAAGGCGUUUACGGGUUCUUUAUGUCAGUGUUAGCUCUUCCAGUUCUUACUGCAGAUUCCGAAAAUGCAGCUGACAUGGAGGGAGUUCUGAUCGGGAGGGACCAGUCUGAUUCAAAUGAUAUCCGGGCCAACAACGAAGAAUAUCUUAAAGUAAUGAAGAGGCUUUUGCCUGUGUUCGAAAAGAAAGGCUAUUUCUGAAAAAAAUAAAUUAAAUUAAAAAAAGGUUGUGUUUAAUGUGUAAAAUAGUAAGUAUAAAAAAUAACAUUUUUAGUUCAUUUAUAUUUGCGAUAUGAAUCUGUGACUUACUGACAUGAAUUCUGUAAGAGUAAAAAUUUUUCUGUUCAGUAAAUCAUUGACAAAUUAGCUUACAUGUGUCUCAAACGUAACAUAUUCAUAAGGCUGAUUCAAAAUGUUUGUUACAUUUAAAGUUUUAUAUAUAAAUAAGUACAUCAACAAAUAAGUGAAUUAUUUUUUAAAGUAAUAUAGCUACUAUUACACUAUUUGCACGCAUUUUUGUAUUACAUUCAUCACAAUUAUGGUCUUCAACUUUAUAUUACCAUAUUUAAAAAUGUCUCUUCUAAGUGAAGUGUUAAAUGUUCAUCAAUAAGUUUACAGUUGUAGAUAUUUAUUAUUAUUAUUAUUAUUAAAGUAUGUGUUUACUCGUUUUUAUUUUUACAUAUAAUUUAUAUUAAUUUACUUAGGCCUGAAUUUUCAUAGUAUUUUAUAAUUGUUAGUGUUGUAUUGUAAUCUUUAAUAAUUUAAUAAUAUUAUACAUUCUUGGUU